Cygnus atratus (black swan) is the source of this 2408-nucleotide messenger RNA. RefSeq lists its product as uncharacterized. Gene Ontology annotation, molecular function: calcium ion binding. Gene Ontology annotation, biological process: nucleotide-excision repair; centriole replication; mitotic cell cycle. Gene Ontology annotation, cellular component: centriole; centrosome. The record is from RefSeq and is a predicted model, not a curated record. NCBI's taxonomy places the organism in Eukaryota, Metazoa, Chordata, Aves, Anseriformes, Anatidae. Bases 89 to 604 code for a protein of 171 amino acids. The transcript is spliced from 5 exons.
GGCGCGCCCCGGCUCGCUCAUUGGUGGUUGCUCGUGGCGGCGCUGAAGCGUCUUCCGCCCGGCGUUGGGAAGCGGCGGCGGCGGGCAGAUGGCAUCCAACUACAGGAAACCUGGCUUAAGCACAACCCAGCGGAAGAAAAGCAGCUUGAAACCUGAACUUACAGAAGAGCAAAAGCAGGAGAUAAGAGAAGCUUUCGACUUGUUUGAUACUGAUGGAUCUGGAAGCAUCGACAUAAAAGAACUCAAGGUUGCGAUGCGUGCCUUAGGCUUUGAGCCAAAGAAAGAAGAAAUUAAGAAAAUGAUAGCAGAUAUUGACAAAGAAGGAAGCGGCACCAUUGACUUCGAAGACUUUUUGGCUAUGAUGACACAAAAAAUGAGCGAAAAGGAUUCAAAGGAAGAAAUCUUGAAAGCUUUCAGAUUAUUUGAUGAUGACGGCACAGGAAAGAUUUCAUUCAAAAACUUGAAAAGAGUUGCCAAGGAGCUGGGAGAAAACUUAACAGAUGAAGAACUUCAGGAAAUGAUCGACGAAGCUGAUCGAGAUGGAGAUGGAGAAGUGAGCGAGCAAGAAUUUUUGAGAAUCAUGAAGAAAACUAGCUUAUAUUAGUAUCUGUUGCCUUGCUUUACGGCCGCUGUGAAAGAUAACCAGGAAAAGACUUAAAAAAUGUGUUUGUCUCCCCUACAUAUUAUAUGCCAAGUCUGAAACGGCAGAAUUUUGGCUCAUUCUUCUUUUUCAGCAAAGUUAAUCCGGGAAGGGGGUCUUCAGUACCCAAAAGAACUGUUCAAGUGAGGUACUGCAGAAAUGAAGAGGAAGGAUGAACUGAACCUGCAAGGUAAGGUCCCGUUAGCCCUGGCCCCCAGAUGAGGAUGUCAGUGAUGCCAUCUUGGAUAAAGAAUGCUGCGUCCUAACCAUUUAACUGAAAAAAGUGAACGACAUCUUGCCUGAGACAUGAAGGUUACCACUGCUGCUGGAAAACACCAAGUCUGACUUUCCUAAGCCUACAUAAUAAAGAGAUUAGCGUAUAGCACCUUAAAGAAUGAACGUACGAGCACAGUAUUUUUAUUCCUUUUAAGGCUUUUAGGUUAUCUUGUGCUAUUUCUGUCCUUUUGUUGAUUUCCAUAAGACUCUGAAAGCAGUUGCAUAUUUAUUUCUGUAUGAAACACUUCUAUUCUCGUGGUGAUUUGGUUUUGGACCUCAAGGGAAGCAAACGUAGGCAACCAGUUUUAGUUCUUCAUUCGGAGCAGCGUGCCAUCAGAAGGUGUUCUUUUGUCUAACUAUUCCAACAUCUGAUCUGAAACCUGGUUUAAUUGAGUCUCGCCUGCUUGGAGUAUCAAAGUUUACUGUAUAACCAGUCAACAUCUUGUGCCAUUGCUCUUACUCCCAAGAUCUUGCAGCUUUGUUAUGAUGCCAAGAUUUUAAGUACCUGAGGAAGGCUCAGUUCUAGGGCAUGCUAUGGUAAAUUAUUUCCCUGGCUAUUUACAGUCAAGUUGCAGGGAGGAGUGGCAUCUGAAGUGAAAAAACAGCUCACCUUAGACAGCUGUGAAACAGUGAAGAAAUUUAGAGCCACGCAAUCCAAAUUCUUUUCAGACGUCACUAUUUUUAAUUAAUUUCUAAGGAGUAUUUUCAUUUUCUUGAGUAUCUUCUGUAUAUGCUCUCACUCCAGGACUUAGCAUCCAUGCUACGACGACAUGGCAGUGACGCACAACAUGACAUCUAACUAUGCCCUCCUGCAAGGAGGGCUUAUCCUUGGGUCCUGAUUAGACAAUCAAUCAGCUUCAAAACUGCAAGGAAAUCCUAUAACCCUAAGCCACCUCUCUCCCUCUAAUAACCUCUUUGAAGGAGAGUUUGUUACUGCUUACAACAGCAGCCAGGUAGCGAAAUGUCAGGAAAGGUUCCAUGGGAAGAGGAGGGAAAAGACAAAGUUUCACCAGUAGGGGUUACGAUCCCAUCCCUCUUUCCUCCAAACAGCUCCAGAUGCUUCACAGCCACUAGCAAGGUUUGUCUCUAGAGAACUCUGUAGAAGAAAGGAAGAGACAGCUCCUGGACUAGCUCCCUAUUACAGCUGCUUCUGUAAGGGCCCAGCAGGGGGAGAAUUAGUUUCAGCAGUGGAACGGAGAAGCGUUCAUUUACAUUUCUUCCUGGCAUACAGAUGCGGAGCUGGCACAUUCUCUCCAAGUCCCCCGAGUUUCGUGCUCUGAACUACACUCUCUGAAUAAACCCUCUCUAACCUAUACAGAAGUACGCUUAAACCUGUGGGGGAACAGGGAUUGCAUAGAUCUCUGGUUUUUUAGGGCCCUAUCUGUGAAGUCCCCUAAUUAACAUGUUCGGUGGCAGUAGAUGUAACUGUACGCUUUUUUUUAAGUGUCUGUUAACUUUGUAUAGUGUGAAAUAAAACUGUUUUGCAAGUUAA